UGGAUCAGUCUGUCUCAGCCCCUACAAAACCAGAGCGUCUGCUUUUCUCCUCCCAGUGGAUUUUAAACUAGAGUAACACGUAUGCUAAAUACAGACUGACACAUUACAGUCAAAGGUGAACAUGGGGACGGAUUUAGCCUACAACUUUGUCUUCAAAGUGGUUUUAAUUGGGGAAUCCGGUGUUGGAAAGAGCAACCUGUUGUCAAGAUUUACCAAAAAUGAGUUCAAUCACGACAGUCGCACAACCAUUGGUGUAGAAUUCAGCACCCGGUCCGUUCAACUGGAUUCUGUUACCAUCAAGGCCCAGAUCUGGGACACUGCAGGUCUAGAGCGCUACCGGGCCAUUACAUCAGCGUAUUACAGGGGUGCAGUGGGUGCCCUGCUUGUUUAUGACAUCACUAAACACCUGACCUAUGAGAGUGUUGAACGAUGGCUGAAGGAACUUUAUGAUCAUGCGGAUCCACAUAUAGUGGUCAUGCUCGUGGGAAAUAAAAGUGACCUUGACACUCUACGUACAGUACCGAGAGAAGAGGCAAAGGACUUUGCAGAAUCCAAAGACUUGCUUUUUAUUGAGACUUCAGCACUUGAUUCAACUAAUGUUGAAUCUGCCUUUCUUGAAGUUCUAACAACAAUCCACAAGAAGGUUGCGAGUAGAGAAGUCACCAGAGGUUCUAUUAGUGCUGUGACUCUGGGUCAGAUGGGACCCACCAGUGAGUUUCAGGAGGAGAGAAGGGGCUGUUGUAACAACUCUUGAAUGAAUGAAUGAAUGAACAUCUACGGUGACAAAGCCAUCAAGACAAAGACAUUUAACUUUGACAUGAAUAACGUGUCACACCUGCUUUGAUGCAUGUCUUUAUCAGUUCCUGAUUGGAUGGCGUAAAGACAAAAGGGGGUGUGGUCCAAAGUUGUGUUAGGGUUGUUUUUUACUUUUUGAAGAUGUAAACAUUUGGUAUUAAUGAUUUGUGUUGUUUAAAUGUUAAAUAUGAAUGGAGAAUAAUGUAAUUUAUUUUACUAGGCAGAAACAGUUGUCUUAUUCUGCUUUCCUAUAAUGGCAUUGUAAAACUAUUUAUUGAAUAGUUUUUACAGCAUUGAAAUGGAACUGUUUUCCACUACAGCUCUGUAAAUUAUAGAUAUAAUAUAAACAUCUCAUUUUUUUUAAAGCAAAGUCAAUAUUAUUUUUUCUUUAUCCAAAGACAGGUCUUUUAUACAAAUACACAGUGGAGAAUGCUGUCUGACAGUUAAACGUUUCGAAAACACAUGAAACGUCACUAUGCACUGUAUAUAUAUUUUUGGACAAAAAGAUUUGUCUUUACAUGGCUGUGGUUUGCAUAAUUUUUUUGUAUUUAAUAACAUUUUAGUCUUUAGACCUUCGAUACAGCAUGUGAAGUUGCUGUUUUAACUAAAUUAAAUUUAUUUAGUACAAUUUCAUUUUUUUUCCUGCAAACUACAUAACUGUACAGCUCCUUUUUUCUCAUACAAAACUGCUCAAAGCACCGCCCUGCAACCAUUUAGGUGUGAGAGUUACAUUUGUUUAUGAAAAUAUUUCAUUAACAAAUGCAGAUGUCAGUUUAAAGCUUCGUUUAAAUUAAAUACAUCUGAGCAAUUUUACAACGUGAUGCAAUAAUAAUUUUGGCUUACCCAUUAAAUAAAAAAACACAUCAGAAUCGAUAA
Molecule: messenger RNA, 1671 nt
Organism: Paramisgurnus dabryanus
Lineage: Eukaryota; Metazoa; Chordata; Actinopteri; Cypriniformes; Cobitidae
Gene: rab25a
Product: RAB25, member RAS oncogene family a
Molecular function (GO): GTP binding; GTPase activity
Source: RefSeq, a predicted model, not a curated record